AUGUUGUCUAUCAGAAGGAACGUAGGCGUAAAGAGAUGCUUUCUAUACUUUCAGAAAUCCAAUUUCAGUCUCCCUUCUUCAUAUAAGCCUAACAGCAACAACGUCAAGAAGCUACCCUUUGCUAAGAGCUUCUCAUGGUGGUGGAAGUCAUUGAACCCAAAUAGAUUGAAAAUUUUACAGGAUCAACUCUUAGAUCUUAUGAUUUCACCAAAGAAUAGUGAAAAUUCCCAGAUCCUGUGGGAAAAUAAAAGGGUGAAGAUAAAUGUAGGAGAUGGUGACAACUAUAUUAACGAAGUAAGCAUUGAACUUGUAGACCCCAGUAAUGUAAAUAAACCAAUCAAGCAUGUAGUGUUCGUUCAUGGAUAUGGUGCGGCUCUAGGCUGUUUUGCUAGAAACUUUCAAGUGAUUAAUCUAUUGAAAGACAUGAACUAUAAUUAUAAGAUCCACUUUCUAGAUAAUAUAUCCUUUGGGCUAUCGUCUAACCCCGAUUUGUUGAAGCUUUCGAAGAGAAUCCCGAAAUGCGUUGAAUUAACGAUGAACGAUCCAGAUCCGACAGAUCCAAAGAAGUUGUACAAUAAGUAUUAUAAGUUAAUCGAUUCCUACUCAAUUGACUUGGGAGAAUUUGAUAGGUACAGAGAAAAGUUCUUCCCUAUCUUAAGGGACAUUGAGAAUUAUUAUACGUCAGCUAUAGAUCAAUGGAGAAUUAGUUCUGGAAUCGACAAGAUAGACUAUUUGAUCGGACAUUCUUAUGGUGGACAUUGGUCAGCUUCUUACUCUGUAAGGUAUCCUGAGAAGCUAAAGCAUUUAAUUCUACUUUCACCAGUUGGAGUGGAAAGACACGUCCAAGCGGUGACCAAUCCAAUUCGGACUAGAGUUGGACAAGAAAAUGAAGAAAAGCGUGUAACACUAACUCCUUCGCUUGACCCUCAAGAUUUUAAUUUCCUUUCUAGGUGGCCCAUUCUUUCAUCGAAGCACAUCUUCAACUGGUAUCAUGUUCAACCCAAAUUGCCAAAAUUGUUAAAAUGGUUCGGACCCUGGGGAGUAAACAUGUACUACGCUAUGUGGUACUCUAAGCUAUUUAAAAUUAAUAGACUCAUAGACAAAAGAGGUGGAGCAGAGAAGCUUUUCCAAAGCUCAAAUGACUUGGUUUAUGGCACGAACGAAGAAAUUCACCUAUUAAUUGAAUACUUGUACAACAACAUGUCCAAGAGUUCAGUAUCGGAUAUCUACAUCAAACACCUAUUGACUCCGAGCACUGUUAGUAAAUGGCCGUUAUACGAUAAGUUUUUGCAUUUCUUGAAAGAUGGAACGAAACCACCAUUCGACCUUCAUAUUGUAUAUGGUCAGUUUGAUUUCAUGAACUCUGAAGCUGGUAAACUUUUGGUGAAAAAGAUCAAUGAGUUGGCUGACAACGAUACGGCUGCAACCUAUGGCGAAAUUGAUGAGGGUGGGCAUAAUUUGUACAUCGAUAAUCCGUUCCAGAUGAAUGAGAGAUUGAAGGAAAUAUUCAAGAAGGACGAUUAG
Messenger RNA from Dujonia railenensis, 1524 nucleotides. The record is from the annotation of a GenBank genome assembly. NCBI's taxonomy places the organism in Eukaryota, Fungi, Ascomycota, Pichiomycetes, Serinales, Debaryomycetaceae.